AUGCCUCCAGUCCAGCAUCCGUACCCAGGGUUCUUCGGCCCAGGCAAAGGCAUACGUGCCUUGAACGGGCGUCUUCGCAAUGGGCAUCCCCAUCCCAUCUUGGUCAAUGUACAAGAUGGCACCUCUUACCCUAUAAGAGGGCCUACCACUCGAUGCUCCUCGCCCACAACACCUCCCGCCGAACGACGUGCCUACGCAGCACGAGAAGAGGCGCGUAAGACCAAGAACCAUUCUCCAACCCGGGAAACUUCAGAGGGGUCAGCUUCAGUCCCACCGCAGGCAUGUCACACCCAUACUCACCGAGUGUAUUCAGAGCGUGAGCCCCAGCCUGAACCCGAAUAUCUGCCACAGCCGCACAAGCAUUCGACCAAGCAUCAUCGAAAGGCACCGAAGCCUGUUGAACUCCCACGCCGACGUGACUACGAUGCGGAAUCUACCUGGAGCACUAACGUGCAUGUCCCGUGGCCUGCUCACCAUUCUUACUACCAUCACCACCAUCACGAUCAUGCAGCUCAUCCCGAUCAUUACACGUUCAAGGCGCCCUUCAAUUGCCAUUGCCCCGAAUGUUAUCAGGCGACUCAUCGGCCUGUGGCCACUGAUGCUCCCCAGCCCGUCGAGGUAACCAAGGAGAAUCCCGUGCAGACAAAAUACCUCUACGAGCACCACCCGCACUCCUUCGGACCUCACCCAGUCCCUGUUGAUCCCCGUGUCCCUUGCCGCUGUGGAUACGUGCAUGUCGAGCCUGCUCGGGAGCAGCCAUCUCGACCUACGAGCCCUGACAAACAUCGAAAGGGACAUCGUAAACAUUCGACUGAACCUGGGGAGAGCAGAUCUCAUCGUCAUCGGCGCCGCCGACACCGCCGACACCGUCGGUACACGAGUGAUUCAUUCUCCGAUACGACGAAUGAUGAUGUGGACGAUACGAGUUUGGAGAGCGAUGAGGAAACUCGGACUGCGGGUGAGAAAGUUGAGUAUGAGGUGCCGAGUGAUUGGCAGUUCUGUAGUGAGUGCUGCUGGGGUCAUCCUGUGUUUUAUAUUGUGCGGUAA
Penicillium subrubescens is the source of this 1047-nucleotide messenger RNA. RefSeq lists its product as uncharacterized. NCBI's taxonomy places the organism in Eukaryota, Fungi, Ascomycota, Eurotiomycetes, Eurotiales, Aspergillaceae. The transcript has a single exon. The coding region runs from base 1 to 1047 and encodes 348 amino acids. The record is from RefSeq and is a predicted model, not a curated record.